Molecule: messenger RNA, 3550 nt
Organism: Thamnophis sirtalis
Lineage: Eukaryota; Metazoa; Chordata; Lepidosauria; Squamata; Natricidae
Source: RefSeq, a predicted model, not a curated record
GAAAGUCGUGGGAAGCUGGCUUAAGGCUGGCAGGAGGUGAACUCCCUUGCAAGAGGGACUCGGUCUUCUUGGGAAUGCAGAGGCAUUGAGGAAGGAUGGAAACCACCUUUUUGAGGAACAGAACGUCCUUGCGGGCUCAGGGCUGGGAGGACGCAGGGCUGAGGAUAAAUACUCCCCCCCCAUGGAAGUCUCCAGCUGUGGGUCAAGCAGGCCUAGAGGGCAGUGGGUGGCGAAAGGGCCUCUGCUGGGCUCCCUGGAUGGAGGAAGGGAAGUCAGACGCAUUUUUCUCCUUGCUUAAUUGGAUUCCUGGUGUCGUUUUUUUUUCAAAGUUGGCUCUAAAAAGGCUGCUUUGACCACUGAGCGAAGGAGCAAGGGAGUCCAUCCGAUCUCCUGCCUCUUUGCUUGACAUGACUUUGGCCCCUUUAUGAGGACUAGAACCCUGUGCAAGCCUGAAGCUAAGGCCCCAGAACGAUCCUGCAAGCCAGCAAGAGGCUUGUUUUGGGGAGCUGUUUACUUCCCAGCUGGCCUGGCCCGGAAGAGGCCACACUGGGGGGGAAUCCUGGGGCUUCUCCGCUUUCGGCCCCACCCGCCCUCUGACGCUGGGCUCUGUGAUGGCGCAGCCCUCCCAGGUCCUGCCAGGAUCAAGAGCUCUGCUUGGUUCUUGGCCCCUCCCUGGAAAAGCUGCUCCGGUGCCAACUUGCUAGCAGGAGACGGGGAGGGCUGAUUCCUUGGCAUCUGCAGAGCUGUCCUGGGCAGGGCACGGGUGCCAGCAGUAGGCAUGGAAGUGCCACCCUGGGGCAGGGCAGCAGGGGGAGUUGCUGGGUGCCAUUUACAGAGAUGCUUCCUCUUCCCAGGUCGCCGAGACCCUCGAGCGCUGGUAGCUGCCGGUGGAGAAACCCAGGUUGCUCGCCAUGGCCAGCCAAGACCUCACCAGCAGCGCCCAGGAGCUCCUGGAUCUCACCUUCCAAUCCCUGGCGUGCAAGCACAUGGACCUCAAGCAGCUGGAGCUGGACACAGCUGCGGCCAAAGUGGACGAGCUCUCCAAGCAGCUGGAGUCGCUCUGGACGGACCAUCCCGGGCCGCCUGUCCUGCCAUCCCUGGUGGCCGACAGGUACAGCUCCCUCUCCUCCCCGGACCUGCUGACGAUGGACGCCCGGGCUGCCUCCCCCCUGCACCUGCGGAAGAGCCCCACCUGGGACCUCACGGAGCCCAGCUUGUCCCCCUACAGCUCCUCGCCCAGCCAGCUUCUGGCCCCCAAGCCCACCCUGGGGCGCCCCUCCUCCCCCCGGCCUUCCUUCUUCCUGCAGUCGGAGGUGGACUGGAGCCCCUCCAGGCCCAAAGUCAUGGCCGUCCCUUAUGAGGGCCUGCCUGGCCCCGGGUCCCACGGCGGCUCCCCUCGCUCCCUCCGACCUGCCGGCCUUCCCGAGCGCCAGUUUGACUACCGUCCGUUUGCUGCCACCGGCGGGUGGGGGGGCCGGGCCGGCUCUCCGCGGCUGCCCGGAGAAAGCGCCAUGUCCCAGGCCUUCUUCCCAGAGCGAGGACCCUCUCCGCGCCCCCCUCUCCCGCCCCCCUACGAGAGCCACAGCCUGUAUCCUUCGGCGCCAGGCUCCUUCUGGGCCCAAGACGACCUGGCGAUGCGCAGGAGGGCCCCGAAAAGCUGGAACGAAACGGAUCUGGACAUGGUGUAUGAAAAGAAGGCGCCGCACCCUGUGGGCUACGAGCGUGUGGAUGCGCACACAAGCCUUCGCCAGAGCGCGGCUGGGCUGCCCCUGGCUCCCUGGAAGGAGUCCAGCCUGGACGGGGGCUGGGCAGGCAAGGAGGAGCAUUACGGGAUGAACAGCAGUGCCACCUUGCCCAGGAACUACAAGGUCUCGGCCCUGGCUGGCGAGAGGCGCCCGGACAGCUCCUUCCGCCGCUCCCUGGCUGCCAACCAGGCCGGCACCUUGCCCCGCAACUGGCAGCCCAUCUCCCGCAUUCCCAUGCCCCCACCUGCCCCACAGGGCGGCAUCCUCCCCAGGCGCCACAAGCCGCUGCCCCUCUCCAUGAUCUUCCGGCUGCAGAAUGCCUUCUGGGAGUCCGGCGCGGCGGGCGGCAAACUCGGGCUGCCCCCAGGGCCAGUGGGGUCUCCGUUGGCCCUGCGCUCCCUACAGAAGCUGCUGCAACAGCCGUUCGCCCCGGCACAGGGGCCCUUCCGGCCGGUGCAGCCCAGCAGCGAAGGCAGUGCCAGCCCAAGAGCCACGGCGAUGCCAGCUGAGCGCAUCGUGCCCAUCCUCCUGACGCCGAGCGAAGCGGAGCCCGAGCUGGAGAGCCUCUUGCCGGGCAGUGAGCCGGCCGAGAUGGAGGACCUGGCCCGGCCCCUCAGCCCCACCCGGCUGCAGCCGGUCCUGCCCCCCGAGGCCCAGACGGUGCCCGAGUUCGAGGAGGUGGCCCGGGUGCUGGCGGAGAUGCCUCGGCCCCUGAAGCGCCGGGGCUCCAUGGAGCAGAACCCCAGCCCGGCUCUGCUGCCCCCCCACAAGAAACAGUACCAGCAGAUCAUCAGCCGCCUCUUCCACCAGCAGCCCCGCAAGGAGGCGGCUGCGCCCGCGGGGAACCCCCCCUCCCUGCCGGACCUCUCGCCCAUCACUGAGGCCACGGAGCAGAAGGGGGCCCCGGCCACCCCAACCGCCAGCCCUGCCAUGACCCCCCCGCCGGCACCAGAGAGCCCGGCCACUCUCUCUCCAAUGCCCAGCCCGGAGAAGCGUUCGGCGCUGCGCAAGGUCUCUUCCCCCCGGAAACGGACGACCAAGAAAGCGCGGCUCAACCCCCUGGUGCUGCUGCUGGACACGGCCCUGACGGGGGAGCUGGAGGUGGUCAAGGAGGCGGUGAAGGAGCUGAACGACCCGAGCCAGCCGAACGACGAGGGCAUCACCGCUCUGCACAAUGCCAUCUGUGGGGCCAACUACAGCAUUGUGGACUUCCUGAUCAACAUCGGGGCCAACGUCAAUUCCCCAGACAGCCACGGCUGGACCCCCCUGCACUGCGCGGCUUCUUGCAACGACACGGCCAUCUGCGUGGCUCUGGUGAAGCACGGGGCCGCCAUCUUUGCCACCACGUUCAGCGACGGGAGCCUGGCCAUCGAGAAGUGCGACCCAUAUCGAGAAGGCUACAACGAGUGCUUCAGCUAUCUGGCAGAGGUGGAGCAGAACAUGGGGCUGAUGAAUAACGGGGUGGUCUACGCCCUGUGGGACUACAGUGCUGAAUUCGGCGACGAGCUCUCCUUCCGCGAGGGCGAGAUGGUCACUGUGCUGCGGCGGGAUGGCCAGGAGGAGCAGGACUGGUGGUGGGCCUCUCUCUACGGCCAGGAGGGCUACGUGCCCAAGAAUUACUUUGGGCUGUUCCCCAGAGUGAGGCCCCAGCAGCAGAAGACGUAACGGCCCAGCGAGGCUGCCGGAGGGGGAGAGCAGGAGUCGGUGCACGUGGAGAGACCCAGGGGAGGGUCCCUUUCCCUGCUUCUGCUGGCCACCCUCUGCUUUCAGGAGAGCGCAAACGGAGGGGGAGGGGUGGCACUCAA